This is a messenger RNA of Micropterus salmoides (largemouth bass), 3077 nucleotides long. It is a transcript of the gene itfg1, whose product is annotated as integrin alpha FG-GAP repeat containing 1. Gene Ontology annotation, cellular component: plasma membrane. The transcript is spliced from 18 exons. The coding region runs from base 84 to 1856 and encodes 590 amino acids. The record is from RefSeq and is a predicted model, not a curated record. Lineage: Eukaryota; Metazoa; Chordata; Actinopteri; Centrarchiformes; Centrarchidae.
AGAAGCUGCUAUUUCACCCUGCCAUAAAGCUGUAUGCCGUAUUGCAGUUAGUGUUGUUGUGAGUUGCACUAGCUAGCAGAAGGAUGAGGAUAUUCAGAUUUAAUAUUUUGGCAUUUUCUUUAUUUUUUGUGGGGCGGUAUAGCACAUUUGCGCUUCAGGAUGUAACAGCCGAUCUUUUCGGUGCCGAAAAUUAUGGGACGGUGGCAGCGUUUGGAGAUUUUUACUCGGAUAAACAGACCGACAUCUUUAUCAUCCGAGAGCAGUCGGAAGUGGUGAUAUUCAUGGCUGACUUGAAAACACCUUACUUCAAGCCCAAAGUUCACAUCACUAAGGACACUUUUCCAAGGGGCACCAUCAUCACCAGUGUGGUUCCCGGAGACUAUGAUGGAGACUCUCAGAUGGAUGUCCUUCUUACUACUGAGAUCAAGUCCGAGCCAACAACUGUUUACAUCUUCUGGGGGCACAACCAGACAUUAGAUAUAAGUGGGAGCCUCAAGCUGAACAAGACCUUUAUAGAUCAACCUCUUGUUAUGGAUUUCAAUGGGGACAUGAUCCCAGACAUUUUUGGAGUCCCCGAACCCCAUUCCACCGAAGUCUGCUAUCUCACCAACAGGAUUCCAGUGUGUCACAAGGCACUGAGUUUACCUGUCAACAUGCGCAUCCCUCACUCUAACGCUUUCAUUGACCUCAACAAGGACUUCACCGCUGAUUUGUUGCUGACCACUGAAGGGCCUUCAUUUGAGACCUGGAUCAGCAAGGAUGGGAACUUCACCAGAGUUGAAGUCAUGCCUGCAGAUUCAUCAUUCAAGACUGUGGGACAGUCCUCCUUUGUCGACUUUGACGGUGAUGGAUACCAGGACCACCUCCUCCCAGUUUGUUUUGAUGAAGGCUGUCGACGCAGCGGCAUCUACCUGGCCAAGUCAGGCUCAAAAGAGUGGGUACCAGUGCUGUCGGAUUUCCAACAGAGGGAAACGGUUUGGGGCUUUGUGCAAGGGAAACCCAGCUCACCCCUGACCCUGCACAUUGGGGACUACAACCUGGACGGCUUCCCUGAUGCCCUGGUGGUCCUCCGCAACACCAGUGGCAGUGGUCAGCAGGCCUUUCUAUUGGAGAAUGUGCCCUGUAACAACGCCACUUGCCAAAGUGUAGGCAGAAUGUUCCGCAUCCACUGGGACCAAUCAGAUUUGGGAGCCAUCCAAAAUGCCGUCAUGGCAACAUUCUUUGACAUCUAUGAGGACGGUAUAUUAGACAUGCUGGUUCUAAGCCAGGCAGAGGGCAAAAAAGACUUGAUCAUCCAUGCUUUAAAGAACAAUUUUGAAGCUGAUGCCUACUUCGUUAAAGUGAUGGUGCUCAGCGGCCUCUGCUCCAAUGACUGUCCAGAAGAUGUCAAGCCUUUUGGUGUUAACCAGCCAGGUCCCUACGUCAUGUAUACCACAGUUGACUCCAACGGCUACCUGAAAAAUGCCUCUGCCGGUCAGUUGAGCCAGUCAGCUCACUUCUCCCUCCAGCUGCCCUACACUGUGCUGGGCCUCGGACGCAGCGCCAACUUCCUGGACCAUCUUUUUGUUGGCAUCCCCCGGCCGCUUGGAGAGACGGACGUGAGGAAGCAGGAGUGGACUGCCAUCAUUCCCAACUCUCAGCUCAUUGUCAUCCCCUACCCCCACAACAAACCCAGCAGUUGGAGCGCCAAGUUGUACCUGACUCCUAGCAACAGCGUGUUGCUGACGGCCAUCGCUCUGAUCGGAGUGUGCGUCUUCAUCCUCGUCAUUAUUGGUAUACUCCACUGGCAAGAGAAGAAAGCGGACGACAGAGAGAAGAGGCAGGAAGCCCACCGUUUCCAUUUCGAUGCCAUGUGAAGGGAACUGCACCAUGGGAGAGAACAUCUUCUCCUGUACUCCUCCGCCUACCCCUCACCCCUCCUUCCUGCUUCACACACACACACCUACACACACAUUUUCACUCAAGACUAAUUUCAAGGGCCAAUAAAUGGAUCCUCAUCUGCCCCAAAACAUUUCUUUUUGAUAUUUUCCAGUCCUCCAGUCAGAUGUGAAAUAUUUAUGUUCCAUUUCCUUUAUUCAUUCCAGUGUUAGAAGUACAGGAGCUGCAACAAGGCUAUGGAGACACCGAGAUAAAUCCCUAACGGAGAUCACUCACUCUGUUUAAAGCAGGGAUUUCUUUGGACAGGCUGUAGUGAACAGAGUGAUCAUCCGUGGUGUUAUGAGAGUAUUAUUUUGACAAAAUGACACAGAUUUCUGUUGAAAUGCCCAACAAAUUACUCAAUAUACAAUAUUAUAAGCUGUUUGUUUAUUCACUGGAAGGGUUAUGUGUAUUGUUACUUGAAAUCUGUUAGUGUGUUACUGUCCCUUGUCUUUGUUUUGUUGAUUCCCCUGUUUUUUUCACUUGACUGAGAUAUUGUAAAGAAAUCCGUCUGAUUUUAUUACCUGUGAAAUUAAACUAAAUUUCAUUCUGUGUGUGUGUAUAUAUAUAUAUAUAUAUAUAUAUAUAUAUAUAUAUAUAGAAUAUGCCUUGUAAUUGCAGCAGUGACUGGUGCAAAGUGAACAAAAAUGGACACAAUAUGAUUCUGUGGAUGGAACAUUUUUCUGCUACCAAUCCCACCAAAAGUGAUGAAUGGCCUUCAGGUCUGCAGAGUGCAAAUUCAUCUUUUUCCCAGUUGAUCGUGUCACAGUGCAUCAUGGGAGUGCCAAAAAUAAGAGUUUCUGUGUUGCAUCCUGCAAAUUUCUAAAGCUACUACAUCAAGGCUCAGUGAAUAGUCUAAAAAACGGUUUGUCCUGCUGAAUAAGACACGCUCCUAUAUACUCCAACACUCCAGCUGGUUUCGGGAUGUAGUUAUAAUUUUUGUUGUCUUUUUAAAAUCGUGCCAGGCACUCUGGUAUGUUCAGACACUUUUUACAAGAAUGAGCUCAUGCCUUUCCAAGUGGUUUGCACUUUUAAAGUAAUGAUUAAUUGCGCAUGUAUGUAAUUUAUUUUGUUUUGUGGAUUUGCAAAUGAAUGUUCCAGCAAACUAAAUGUGUUUACUUACUGAGGUUGAGAAUAAAGGUUUAUCCUGCUUAAAUCCA